GCCACCCUGACAUAACGGGAGCAAAGAGCAGUCUCUGCAUUGGGAGGAAUCAAAAAAAGAACAGCAGCCAGCAAGCGCAACGAAAUUGUUUUCAUUUAAGUUGGCGGUCUUACCAGUUUUUCCGACUUUUAAAGACCUCCCCCAAAAAUUGCAGUCAAAAUGCGUAAAAGAUCGAUGUCUGUUUUCACCCCAAGGGACGACAAUUGCCUAUCACGUAAAUUCGAGGGAGUUGCGUCCGACAACGAUCUACCAUCAGAGUCCGAUAAUGAAAUUGACACGGAAAUUCAUCUCAGCGACACAAACGUGAAUGCUGCCACGAACGAUGCAGAUUGGACUAAAGCCGAGUACCAAGAAAUGGUUGCAAAAAUAAAGGAAGUGAUGCCGAAAAAGGAUGUUCGCAAAUGGAAGACUACAUUGGAAGCGUUAGACUGGAAGCAGGUGGUAGUUGGCAAACGCACCGCCGACGAAGUCGAGCGAGUGGCUAAGGAAGUCAUCGGUAAAACGAGACGUUUCCGGAUACUGAGUGAGAUGCUCGAUGAAGUGGCAGAUGUGGUGAACAAAUUGAUGAGCGCUGAACGACCGAAACCUCCGCUGACGGCAUACAGCCUGUUCGUGAAGGAGAAGCUGCCACAUCUGCGUGAGGAACACAGAGACCUGAAGGUUCAGCAAAUAUUCAAACUCAUUCCAGAGCAGUUUAAGUUACUGUCGGCAAAAAAGAGGAAACGGUAUGAAAAUGAAGCAGCCAAGUUGAAGGAAGAUUAUCAUCAUCGAAUGGAAAAGUUUUACAUACAGCAUCCUGAUCUGUCUCCUAAGAAGGGUUGGAAACCGCGUAAGGAACCGCUGAAAACUCCUUUUCAUCUGUUCUACCAGAAGCGGCGGGAGGUUUCCUCGAAUAUAUCGUUCCAGCAGGCCCGAAAGGAAUGGGAAUCGCUUUCAGUAAAGGACAAAGUAGUCUACAUCCAAAAAUCGUUCGAGGUUCAAGGCAAUACCGACCUGAAGUUGGUAAACAAGAAAGAGUUGGAAAUGCUCGGCCAAUCACUUGGGAAACCGGAAUUCUGUGGACGCAACGUGUAUGAGUUCUUCCGGCGAAAGAUGAAAAAAACUUUCUCCGGCAAAGAACAUGCCGCCAAAAUAUCCGCGGAUUACAAAAAUAUGAAUCCACAAGAGCUGGAGGCGCUCAAGCAAGAGUACCAACAAGCUCGAACAGCAUUCGUCAAACAGUAUCAAGAGUACAUUAAGAAGCUUCCAAAGGAUAAACAGCAAGUCGAAUUGGAUUUCCUUAUGACUAUUACGGAGAAAAAGACGAAGGUCAAGGCUGAGAAAUCAAACGCAGCUACGGAGGAAGAUCCUUAUCUUGAAUCCCCGGACUACCCACCAGCUGCGGAGUCAACAACCAUCAAAAAACGACCGGCAAAAAGCAGCAAAGUAGCUCCUAUUAAGGAGGAACACAAAUCGGAUCACUCAGAUACCGAUUCGUUUGAGCCUUCAUCAUCUGCCAGAAAAAAGACAUCCAAAUCAACUGUAACUCCAUCGCCGGCGGCCGCGUCUGUUGCUUCCCCAAAAAAGCGAAAACAACAAACCGCCACCAAACCGAAGCCCAAUCCACCGCCAUCGUCCGAUUCCUCUUCGGAUGAACAGGAAACGGUUGUACAAUCGCCAGCAAAGGGCAAAGCUGCCGCCGCCACCACACCAGUGACUAACAGUAAUGGAAGAAAGAGAACAUCGUCUGAGGAACCGCAAACCAUGGUGAAAAAAUCCAAAAAGGCACAGGUUAAAAAGGAGGCGGAACCUUCUGCCCCAGUGGAGCCGGAGAAACCACCGCGAAUGUCUAAGAUUACAAAGCGUUGACAACACUGGUCACAGUAUUCCGAGUGGUAAAAGGCUAUAUGCCUUUAGAUUACUUUUGCAACACGUAAUUACUGUUGAAAAACAUUUGUUUUUUUUGUUUUCUUGAAAUUUAUUAAUUCGAAACAUACGAUUAUGUUUUAGUUUUUGUGAUUAUUAGUUUAAGAGUGUUGAUUAUUCUUAUUAAACGAUGACCUGAAUAGUAA
Molecule: messenger RNA, 2051 nt
Organism: Armigeres subalbatus
Lineage: Eukaryota; Metazoa; Arthropoda; Insecta; Diptera; Culicidae
Product: nucleolar transcription factor 1-B-like
Exons: 5
Coding region: 160-1848 (562 amino acids)
Source: RefSeq, a predicted model, not a curated record